UCAUAGGUUGACAACUCGUAACCCACAUUUUUUCACAAAAUGAGUUAUGUACAUCAAAAAUUUUAAAAUUAAGCGCCGAAUCUUUCUAUUGAUACCUCGUAAUUUACAAAAAAUGUCGCUCGAACAAUUUGUGCCAGAGUUGACAACUCACAACGAACACGUAUCAACUUGAACGCACUAUUGCACGAGUUACGAGGUGUCAACGCAAAAUGCAGUUCGCAAAAUUCACUGACAGAGUAAGAUCGGCGCAGGUUUUAAUUGUUUAAAAAUAGUUUUUUAUUUAAAUUACAACUUUGAAUACGUAUAGUUAUUUCCUGGAAGUGACCUUGAAGAUAUAUUGUGUUAUCAUGGACAAAAACAGUGAAGAAGAGCUUUUCGAUGACGUUGUAACGGGUUUGAAGGAACAAGGUCUAGUUUCUGUUAACUUUUCUCGUAAGAAGAGAAGUGAGUUUGUCUACGAAAGUCAAUCACAAGAAUCGUUUCAAAAGUCUCCGAGCUUUUCCGAGUCACAAUUUUACACCUACGAAGUAAAUAAAAACGGAGAAAUGUUACUUUUGGAAAAAAGUUCUAAAUCAGAUCGACUUGAGAAUGUUCUCCUAGAAGAUUCUCAAGCCUGCAGGCCUGUAUUUAGCGCCGAACAGAGCUGUCAAGAUAAUGGUGGGACAGGUACGGGUUCAUCACUUACUGUUUUAAACGAUAUUACCCCUUUGUCAUUUUUAAACCAGCCUCAGAUACCUCCCAGCCCAGGUCAUAACUCAGAAAACGUCAUCGAGAGUAUUGUAGAAAUCAUACCUGAUGCAGAAUCUCCUACAAUUUUGAAUUCAUAUGAUUUUGAAAUUGGAACUUUUCAUGUUGUUGAGGAGACACGAAAUGACACAGACUCUCCUACUAUUUUGAACUCGUAUGAUUUUAACUUAGAACCUGAGUUAUCAACUUCUUUUGUAGUACCCACUAGUAGUAGAAUAUGUGAUGAUCACAACUUUGACCCGGAUCAGACGUCCUGUUCUUCUGAAGAUGAUGACAGUGGUAUGAACGAAGGGAAUAGUACUGGAAGGAAGACAAAGAAAAGAAAAGGCUUAGCUGAAGCAGAGCAUUGGAAAGCCCGUAUGAAUAAAAAGUUACGAGAGCAGGGAAAAGACUACAUAGGGUGGAGGAGAAAUGAAAAUUCAUGUAAUACGCAUAAUGCACCACGAGCAGCAAAAACAUUGAAAGAGACUUGCAGGUCUGCUUUUUGUCGCUCGUCCAAAGAACGCCACUGCCACGAAUUUACAUCAGAAUGUAGACAGCGAUUAUUUGAUCUAUUUUGGAAUUUAAGUUGGGAUCAAAAGAAAAUGUUUGUGAUUAAUACUACGGAUAAAAUAAUACCUUUAAGACCCAAAGAAAAUACCAGAAGAGGAGCAUCACUUCAAUAUUACUUGAAACAAGGGGAUGUAAAAUUGAGAGUUUGUAAGAAAAUGUACUUAAAUACUUUAGGUAUUGGAGAAUGGUCAGUAAGGAGCUGGGUAAAUAAAUCCGAAUGUGGUAUGUUUGCAAAAGAAAAUCCUGAGCAAAUAGAGAAAAAAAAGAGGGGAGAGAAGAAAAGACUGUCACGUGAAUUUUUAGUCGAGUUUAUCGAAAAUUUACCACAGCUCCCAUCACACUAUUGCCGCAAAGAUACGUCUAAGACAUACUUAGAACCGAUUCCUGGAGGUAUGGUGGAAGUGUAUAGGACCUACACUGAAGCGAGCACAACAAAAAACCUGAUUCCGUUAUGUAGAACCAUGUUUGAUAACAUUAUAAAAGAAAAAAAUAUUGGCUUCCAGCAGCCGAAAAAAGAUUUAUGUGAUACGUGUCUAAGUUACCAUACUAAACAAAUAUCAGAACAGGAGUAUAAAGAUCAUCAGCUCAGGAAACAAAAUGCAAGAGAAGAAAAAGAAAAGGAUUUAAAGGAGGCAGGUGAAGGAAAAUGUGUUGUCUUAGAACAGGAUGUUCAAGCUGUAAAAGUGUGUCCAUACAUAAGAGCCAGCAGUGCCUAUUACAGAAGAAAAUUAAUCAACCAUAAUUUUACGGUUUAUGAAUAUCCAUCCAAAAAAGUACGAUGUUAUUGGUUUUCGGAAGUCGACUGUGACACCCAGGCAUCGGUCUUUGUGAGCUGCAUAUUAGAUUACCUUCAUGAUAUGAUUUGCGACUCUGAAGGCGAAUUUGAAACAAAGCCUAUAAUUAUUUGGAGUGACGGUUGCACAUAUCAAAAUAGGAAUGCAGUGUUAGCUAAUGCUUUAUCCAACUUUGCGGGUGUGCAUAAUGUGGUAAUUUACCAAAAAUAUUUAGAGCCUGGGCAUACGCAGAUGGAAGUGGAUAGUGUUCACGCUGCCAUCGAACGCGCCAUUAAAAAAUAUGAUGCUAUUUAUGUUCCAUCGCAAUACGCAGACAUAACAAAAAAAUCACGAAAAGAUCCAUACGACGUCAAAAUGGUAAAAUAUGAUUUUUUUAAAAAAUUUGAUGAUACAAAAGUCAUGCGUUAUGACAGUAUUAGGCCUGGAAAGAAAAAAGGAGAUCCUGUUGUCACAGAUCUUAAAGUUUUACUGUACCAUCCAGAUGGCAAAAUCUAUUAUAAAACUAACAUCUGCAAUGAAAAUUAUUCUUUGUUACCAAGUAGACCAAAAAAAAUUAAUUUUCCAAUAACAACCUACGAGCAACUUUUUAAAGACUCGCCUAAACUUACUUCAUGCAAAUUUAAUGAUUUGCAAGCUCUUAAAACUGUAAUACCUUCUGAUUAUUAUUCUUUUUACGAUAAUUUACCGCACAUGUAAUUUGUUUUAAUCUAAUAUAAUAAUAUUUUUUCUAAAUUGACAACUCGUAAGUAAAUGUUGACUGCUCGUAACAUGUUAGAAGUGAGAUUUUUUUAAUGUUGUUAACUCGUAACUGAUUGUUUAUUGAUUAUUUAAUGUAAAACCUAUGUGGACCGUUUAUUAUUUAAGCUAUAUUAAUAAAUAAUUUGAUUACCUACAAACUACUUUUUUGUUUUAUUUUUUUCUAAUUUGUUUCUUGAAACUAAACAGUUUUUUCACUCUCCUGUAAAAUUUGCUACAUUGCAGUUACGUGUUGUCAACCUUUGACCAUCG
Spodoptera litura is the source of this 3101-nucleotide messenger RNA. RefSeq lists its product as uncharacterized. Lineage: Eukaryota; Metazoa; Arthropoda; Insecta; Lepidoptera; Noctuidae. The record is from RefSeq and is a predicted model, not a curated record.